Molecule: messenger RNA, 4598 nt
Organism: Phascolarctos cinereus (koala)
Lineage: Eukaryota; Metazoa; Chordata; Mammalia; Diprotodontia; Phascolarctidae
Source: RefSeq, a predicted model, not a curated record
GGUCCGAGAACGAGGGGAGAAUUGUGCCUGAAUCUUGAGUGUGCUGCAUUCCACUCCACCCCUCGUGGUGACUCACCCCAAUACUGCAGCAGGGACACCUUGAGAAGGCGGGUCAAGCCCAAGGAUCGGGUAGAGUCCCCAUGGAGGUGUGGAGCCUUGUCACCGAUCUGUAACUGCAGAACUGGGAUGUGGAGCUGGAAGGGUCUCCUUUUCUGGGCUGUGCUGGUCACAGCCACACUCUGCACUGCCAGACCAGCCCCAACCUUGCCUGAACAAGCUCUGCCCUGGGGAGGCCCCGUGGAAGUGGAGUCCUCUCUGGCGCACCCUGGUGACCUGUUGCAGCUUCGCUGUCGGCUAAGGGAGGAUGUUCAAAGCAUCAACUGGCUGCGGGACGGGGUGCAGCUGGUGGAGAGCAACCGUACCCGCAUCACGGGGGAGGAGGUAGAGGUGCGGGAUGCCGUCCCCUCGGAUUCCGGGCUCUACGCCUGUGUGACCAACAGCCCCUCAGGCAGCGACAUCACCUACUUCUCCGUCAAUGUUUCAGAUGCUCUACCUUCCUCAGAAGAUGAUGAUGAUGAUGAUGACUCCUCAUCAGAGGAGAAAGAGUCAGAUAACACUAAGCCAAACCGUACGCCCGUGGCUCCAUACUGGACAUCACCAGAAAAGAUGGAAAAGAAAUUGCACGCGGUACCAGCAGCUAAAACAGUGAAGUUCAAAUGCCCUUCAAAUGGCACCCCUAAUCCCACUCUGCGUUGGCUGAAGAAUGGCAAAGAAUUCAAACCUGACCAUCGGAUUGGGGGCUACAAGGUCCGCUAUGCCACCUGGAGCAUCAUAAUGGACUCAGUGGUGCCAUCUGAUAAAGGCAACUACACCUGCAUCGUAGAGAAUGAAUAUGGCAGCAUUAACCACACUUACCAGCUGGAUGUUGUGGAGCGGUCACCUCACCGGCCCAUCCUGCAGGCUGGAUUGCCUGCCAAUAAAACAGUGGCUUUGGGCAGCAAUGUGGAGUUUAUGUGCAAGGUGUACAGUGACCCCCAGCCUCACAUCCAGUGGCUAAAGCACAUCGAAGUGAAUGGGAGUAAGAUUGGCCCAGACAACCUGCCAUAUGUGCAAAUUCUAAAGCAUUCGGGGAUUAAUAGCUCAGAUGCGGAAGUGCUGACCCUGUUCAAUGUGACAGAGGCCCACAGCGGGGAGUAUGUGUGUAAGGUUUCCAAUUAUAUUGGUGAAGCUCGCCAGUCUGCGUGGCUCACUGUCACCAGACCUGUGGCAAAAGCCCUGGAGGAGAGACCAGCAGUGAUGACUUCGCCUCUAUAUCUGGAGAUCAUCAUCUAUUGCACGGGGGCUUUCCUCAUCUCCUGCAUGGUGGGGUCUGUCAUCAUCUACAAGAUGAAGAGUGGUACCAAAAAGAGCGACUUCCACAGCCAAAUGGCUGUGCACAAGCUGGCCAAGAGCAUCCCCCUGCGCAGACAGGUAACAGUGUCUGCUGAUUCCAGUGCCUCCAUGAACUCAGGAGUCUUGCUGGUUCGGCCUUCACGCCUCUCUUCCAGUGGGACCCCUAUGCUAGCAGGUGUCUCUGAGUACGAACUUCCUGAAGAUCCCCGCUGGGAACUGCCCCGGGACAGGUUGGUUCUGGGCAAACCACUGGGAGAAGGCUGCUUUGGACAAGUAGUACUGGCAGAGGCUAUUGGGUUGGACAAGGAUAAACCCAACCGGGUAACCAAGGUGGCAGUGAAGAUGCUGAAAUCGGAUGCAACAGAGAAGGAUCUAUCAGAUCUGAUCUCAGAAAUGGAGAUGAUGAAGAUGAUUGGGAAACACAAGAACAUUAUCAACCUACUAGGGGCCUGCACACAGGAUGGUCCUCUGUAUGUCAUUGUGGAAUAUGCCUCCAAGGGCAACCUUCGUGAGUACCUGCAGGCCAGGCGGCCACCUGGGCUUGAAUACUGUUACAACCCCAGCCAUGCCCCAGAAGAGCAACUCUCCUCAAAGGACCUAGUGUCUUGUGCCUACCAGGUGGCCAGGGGCAUGGAGUAUCUUGCCUCCAAGAAGUGCAUCCACCGGGAUCUGGCAGCCCGGAAUGUCUUGGUGACUGAAGACAAUGUGAUGAAAAUUGCAGACUUUGGUCUUGCUCGGGACAUCCAUCACAUUGACUACUACAAAAAAACAACCAAUGGUCGGCUGCCUGUCAAGUGGAUGGCUCCUGAAGCACUGUUUGACCGGAUCUAUACACACCAGAGUGAUGUGUGGUCAUUUGGGGUGCUGCUGUGGGAAAUUUUCACUCUGGGAGGCUCCCCUUACCCUGGUGUGCCUGUAGAGGAGCUUUUCAAGCUGCUGAAGGAGGGUCAUCGAAUGGACAAGCCCAGCAAUUGCACCAAUGAACUGUACAUGAUGAUGCGGGACUGUUGGCAUGCAAUUCCCUCUCAGAGGCCUACCUUCAAGCAGCUUGUAGAGGACCUGGAUCGAAUUGUGGCUCUGACCUCUAACCAGGAGUACUUGGACUUAUCAGUGCCCCUGGACCAGUAUUCACCCAGCUUUCCAGACACCCGCAGUUCUACUUGCUCCUCUGGAGAGGAUUCAGUCUUCUCCCAUGACCCACUGCCUGAGGAGCCCUGCUUGCCCCGACAUCCGGCCCCACUGGCCAAUGGGGGACUAAAACGGCGCUGACAUUCCCCCACAACGAACUCCACAAACUGAUAUCCUUAUCCUGGUUGGGCUCAUCUCCCUUCCUUUUUUCCUUCUCCCCGCCCACAGGAGUAGGCUGCCCACAACUCAAGGCCUUCCCUUUAUUGCCCAUCUCUAGAUAUGCCAUUGAGCUGAUUUCCCUUCCAGAAAUUAAUGUCAGCCCCUUCUUCUGGGAAAAAGGGAAAUAGAGGUACUUCCAGUUGGCUACUUCAUUCCCCUUAACGUUGGACCAGGACCUCUCCCUGCCUGGAAGGGAGGGAGAAUGGGGAGUGGGCAUGGAAGUGGAGGCUUACUGGGCUCUCUCUGGUACUGUUUUUAUUUUAACCUACUAGCCUCCCACAUGUUGGCGACAGGUGCCUUGUCCUCAGGCUGCAGCAUGGGGAGGUCAGUCAGUCAGUGCCUCAGGCCCCCAUUGAAGGUGACCUCAGCUCCAGAAGGGUGGUACUAGUGGCUUAUUAAUUCCAAUACUAAUUUGCUUUGCUGACCAAACACACCUGGUACCAGAGGAUGGUGGGGCAAAGGCUGGGGGCAGUCUGUGGCCCUGGGGCCCAGCCCCAUCCUGGGGCUUUGUAUAUAACUAUGAAGAAAACACAAAGUGUAUAAAUCUGAGUAUAUAUUUACAUGUCUUUUUAAAAGGGUUGUUACCAGAGAUAUACCCAUUGGGUAGGGCGCUCCUAGUGGCUGGGAGACAUCAGUUGCUAUAUAUUGAAAAAAAAGAAAAAAGGAAAAAAAGGAAAAAAGUUUUAAAAAAAGGUCAUAUAUUUUUUUGCUACUUUUGCUGUUUUAUUUUUUUAAAUUAUGUUCUAAAUCUAUUUUCAGUUUAGGUCCCUCAAUAAAAAUUGCUGCUGCUUCAGUUUUAUAUGGGUUGUAUGAAAAGGGAGAGAGGAAUUUUGGGAAUUAACUGAGAAAAUGAGAUUAAAUAUAUACUGGGGCUGUACUGUCUUUGUAAAGGGCAUAUGCCCUAUAGUUCCUAUUUACCUUUUCAUUCAAUUAAGUUUAAUUCAACAAAAAUAUAUUAAAUGCCUACUAUAUGUGCAAGGCACUGUUAGGCACUGAGGACAUCAAGAAAAAUCCAUUCUUUGUCUUCUGAAUCUUCUCAGAGGCUGCCAAGGGCUCUGGUCCUUCUGGGAUGGUCUAGGGAUAGUAGACAGGAGUGGACAGGAGUCUUCUGCCAGUGCGCCUGCCCAUGGGGUUGGGCACCAGGCCCAGGCCAAAGCAGCCCUUCACAACAGAUUAUUUCCUUAUAGGAAGCUGUUCAUUCGGGCACAUGCUGGCUGCUACCCUGUGGGAAGGGGGGGGGGGAAGUGAGCUACAGACCAUCCAGAACAGUUCCCUGGGCAGGUCUCAAGGAGUGGUCCCUGAGGCUCAGGGCGGUAUCCACACCUUCCCAGGCCCUGGGGCUCACCAUUCCUCAAUCCACACCACAAAUGGUUCUCUCUAUGUCAUACAUACCAAGUACCCAGACUACAUCCAAGCCUCUCCCUUGGCAACAUCACAGAUUGAUCACUGCCUUCCCAACGCUCUUCCUAUUUAAGGGGAGAAGGGGGUGGGUAGAGCCACCCCUCCAUAGGGGUGGAGAUCCUCUGGAUGUUUCUGUCCAUUUAGAAUUGUGCUUUCUGCUGCCACCUGCCGGGCUAUUUCCUGUACUGCUAGCCAAGCCUCUCUCCUUUCCAGUGGCCUGCUCUCUGCACCUCUUAAGGCUCCCCCACCUCCAGACUUUCUAGAUUUCCCACCCCCUGAAUGUAAUGGCAAGUUCAGGAUAUUGCUCAUCCCUUUGAUUUCUGUGGGGAAAAUGGAAACAGCUGCUUUGAUGUUUUAUCUCUGAGUUGGUCAUUUUGUCAUAGCUCAAUGCUGACACUUGUGCAGUUGUUUCUCUGUUAUCCUUGAUUCCUCUCUUAUCUGUAAAACUGUCAACCUCA